GUUCAAGGGUUUGCUCGCUUUUGGAGCUCCUGAGCUGUCCGUGGCCUGUGCCUUUUUUGUUGCUCUUUCUGUUGCUUUGUGCUUUGCCCCGCGUGUGGGGGCGUUUGUGUGUCCAGCUUCUCUUGACUCUCUCCUGUCGUCACGUAUCUCUUCAUACCUCUUCACGCGGUCCGUCUCCACGUCCACUAUAUUGCUUCUUUUCCGUGUAGUGGAUAAGCUUCAGUGAGCUCCAAUCGAGCUCCAUGAUAGCUCCUUGCCCCUCGCCGGCCGUACCCGCCUAAGCUGGUAAUCCGACCUGCCCUCUGUUCCUUCGCCCCGAAAGGCUUCAAUCAUCGUCAUCCGUUUGCGUAGCUUGGUUCAGGUACCUUGCGGCUGGUCAAGCUGGCAGCUCGAGCUGCAAGACUCGACUCCUCAAUCGACAUGCCUCCCAAGUUGAACCACACGUCUAACCAUCACACGUCUGAUCCGGACAAUGAAGUCGUCUGUCCGAUCAAGUCUGCUGAUGGCAGCAACUGUCGCAAGAAAUGCUUGGGCGAGAAGCGCUUCCGCUCGAUGCAGGAGCAUAUCCGGCGAGCGCAUCCGGAAUACUACAUUCCCAAGUUGCCGGCAACCAAGGAAAGUUUCGACUUGAUGGUCAACUCACCGCCGUCGGAGCGGCCGCCCCGAGUGGAGCUAUGGUCACCGACGUCUGCCCCACGCCAACCACGAUCACAACCUGCAGACCACCACCAUAGCAACGACCAGUAUGCAGUUGGAGGACCCUCUGCAGGCGGCCUGGGACCCGUUCAGAUAGCGCCCGACGGCUACGGCUUGCCGGCAGAGUACCGACGGGGCUCCCUCAUCCCAGCUGCGAGCGCGGCUGCCGCCCUGGCGCAGUUGCACUAUGCUCGACCAGACGGAGAAUGGGACAAUGAUCAAAACUAUUUCAACGACCAUGUCGACGCGAAGAGAGCUCACAUGGUAGAUCCAACCCUCUCGGCUGGACAGCAGUUCCUCGAUAGCCAAUACCAAGAAGACGCGAGCAACCCCUCGGGCCUGUUGCUGCUCAAGUCGCCCGCGAGCCGCCACAACACGCUUCCCCCCAUGCAGCGCUCCAUCUCCCAUAGUUCACGUCCUCGUAAGAACUCGCUAACACAGAGCGCGCGUAAAGCAAAACACGAAAGAGACAAGAUCAAGAACGAAAACCGCAAAGCCCUCAGCGCCGAGCCUAACAUGUACGGCAAGAGAUGGGAAGACUUGAUAGACGCUGCCACGUCGGCUACCGAGGAAGACAGAGACCUCACACCUCUGCCCGUCUCGCCAUACAAGUCACCCCAAGUCGGUGCCCGCACACCAUUAGCCCCCUUCGCCCUUGGCUCUCAAUUCCAAUCAUAUACUGCCUCUCCCUUGCAACAAACCCUCACACCUCCUCCGGCCGACGCAGAUGGGCCACCUCUGGACAUGGGUCCAUUCCCUUCCGUCGAAGAUAACGCCGUCUCAUCCUCUCUCGACUCGAAUCAAUCAGGCAACAACUUCCACAUCAUGCCGUCACAGAAUCUCUCUUCAGAUUCGUCACCGAUGUUCUCGAAUCCCGUCCAAAUAUACUGCGCAGGCUGCAGAAGGCUGAGUAUUCUCAAAGAGUGCUUCGCUUGCACCGAAUGCAUCUGCGGCCUCUGUGGGGGUUGCGUCGACACACUGAUGGCAGAGCAAUCACGCGGGCGUAUAGCACAAUGUCCUCGAUGCCGCACAAUGAGUGGGAGAUUCAAGCAGUUCCAGCUCGACAUACGCUGAGAACUGCUACAUCCCUUUAUGCCUCCUUUCUUUCACCCGACCUGUUUAAUAUAGCACAUCUUCAUCGUUCAUCUUUUUUCUUGUGGGCUGGCUGUUUGAUACUGGGAUUUGUCCGGCGCUUGUAGGCGUUCUGCUGGAGGAAAUUUAUGCAUCAUAACUUCAUGGACAAACGGGGUGGGAUAGACUGUGAUGGAACCCGCUGGGAGUGGAAU
Molecule: messenger RNA, 1982 nt
Organism: Aureobasidium subglaciale EXF-2481
Lineage: Eukaryota; Fungi; Ascomycota; Dothideomycetes; Dothideales; Saccotheciaceae
Exons: 5
Coding region: 421-1770 (449 amino acids)
Source: RefSeq, a predicted model, not a curated record